Messenger RNA from Lathyrus sativus (Indian pea), 5334 nucleotides. NCBI's taxonomy places the organism in Eukaryota, Viridiplantae, Streptophyta, Magnoliopsida, Fabales, Fabaceae. The record is from the annotation of a GenBank genome assembly.
AUGUAUAUGAGACAGCGCCCCGCCACAUCCGCGCGUGGCGCUGCCGUGAACCAGCCACGACCGCCACCACCGCUGAACUCUGUCUUUAAUAUUAUUCCCGUUCACGACCUGCUCAUAGAUCAUCCUUCUCUCCGGUAUCCAGAGGUACGCGCCGCCGCAGCCGCACUUCGUACCGUCGGAGACUUACCAAAGCACCGUUUCAUGGCGUGGCAACCGGACAUGGACCUUCUGGACUGGCUCCGGUUAUUGUUCGGGUUUCAGAACGACAACGCGCGGAACCAGAGGGAGCAUUUGGUUCUUCACCUUGCAAAUGCUCAGAUGCGACUCGAACCUCCUCCAGCUAUAGUUGAUUCGCUUGACGGAGGUGUUUUGCAGAGGUUUCGAAAGAAGCUACUUCAUAACUACACUGCAUGGUGUUCGUAUCUCGGAUUAAAGUCUAACGUGUUGCUCUCUCGCCGCCGUCGUGACCCGUCGGAUCUUCGCCGUGAGUUGUUGUAUGUUUUGCUUUACCUUCUAAUUUGGGGCGAAGCUGGUAACCUUCGGUUUGUUCCUGAGUGUAUUUGUUAUAUUUAUCAUUUCAUGGCGAAAGAGCUUAAUUUGGUUCUUGACGAGUUUAUAGACCCUAAUACUGGUAGUCCUUUUUUGCCUACGGUUUCCGGCGAUUACGGAUUUUUGAAGUCUGUUGUUAUGCCUAUUUGUAAUACUAUUAAGGUUGAGGUUGAGAGUAGUAGAAAUGGGAAAGCUCCACAUUCUGCUUGGAGGAAUUAUGAUGAUAUAAAUGAGUAUUUUUGGAGUAGGAGGUGUUUGAAGAAGCUAGGAUGGCCUUUGAAGUUUGAGUCUAGUUUUUUCGGGACUACGCCGAAGGAUAGGCGUGUGGGGAAAACUGGGUAUGUUGAACUAAGGUCGUUUUGGAAUAUCUAUAAGAGUUUUGAUAGGCUCUGGGUUAUGCUGAUUUUGUUCAUGCAGGGUGCUAUUAUUGUUGCUUGGGAGGAUACUAAAUAUCCAUGGCAAGCAUUGGAGAGAAAGGAUGUUCUAGUCAAGAUGUUGACUUUGUUUAUCACUUGGGGUGGUCUUCGGAUACUUCAAUCGGUGCUUGAUGCUGGAACUCAGUAUAGUUUGGUUACUAAAGAGACUGCUUGGCGUGGAGUAAGGAUGGUGCUCAAGAGUAUGGCUGCUAUAACAUGGACUGUUUUGUUUGCGGUCUUUUAUGGAUUGAUUUGGAUGGAGAAGGGUUCUAGUCGAAAUUGGUCUGAUAAGGCAGAUCAGAGGAUUAUUACAUUUCUUAAGAUUGUCUUCUGCUUUCUUGUACCAGAAAUGCUGGCAUGUGUACUGUUUAUAAUACCAUGUUUACGGAAUUUCAUUGAGGAAUCGGACUGGAGUAUAAUAUACUUAUGGACAUGGUGGUUUCAUACCCGGAUUUUUGUUGGCCGUGGUGUGAGACAAGGGCUUCUAGAUAACGUGAAGUAUACUAUUUUCUGGGUAGGAGUAUUAGCUUCAAAAUUUUCGUUCAGUUACUUUCUUCAGUUCAAACCUCUAGUUGCUCCUACAAAGGCCCUAUUGAAACUUAGGGGCAUUAAUUAUAAAUGGCAUGAGUUUUUCAAUAACACCAACAGAGUUGCAGUUGUUUUGCUAUGGUUACCUGUUGUGCUAAUAUACUUCAUGGAUUUGCAAAUAUGGUAUUCGAUUAUCUCUGCCGGUGUUGGUGGUACGAUUGGUCUGUUCUCACAUUUGGGUGAAAUUCGGAACAUCUCACAACUUAGGCUCCGAUUCCAGUUCUUUGCCAGUGCAAUGCAGUUCAAUCUGAUGCCAGAGGAGAAGCUGUUAAGUCAGCAGGCAACAUUGCUGAGGAAGCUUCGCGAUGCCUUCCAUCGGUUGAAAUUACGAUACGGACUUGGUAAACCCUUCACAAAAAUUGAAUCAAGCCAAGUGGAUGCCACCAGGUUUGCUUUAAUAUGGAAUGAGAUUAUCAUAACUUUCAGGAAGGAAGAUAUCAUCAGUGAUCGAGAACUAGAACUCUUGGAACUGCCACCAAAUUGCUGGAAAAUUAGGGUAAUUCGAUGGCCGUGUUUCCUUCUAUGCAAUGAACUACUGCUUGCUCUCAGUCAGGCAAAAGAGCUGGAAAAUGAGUCUGACACGUCACUUUGGUUGAGGAUAUGCAAGAGUGAGUAUCGCCGGUGUGCGGUCAUUGAAGCUUAUGAUAGCAUUAAAUACUUAUUUCUUACUAUUCUUAAAGUUGAUAAGGUAGAGUUCUCCAUUGUGACUAAUAUAUUCAGGGAAAUAGACUACUACAUUCAGGGGGGUAAGUUAACAGAUGCAUACAAGAUGUCUCUGCUGCCAGAGCUACAUGCUAAGGCGAUUGAACUUGUUAAACUUUCUUUACAACCAAAUAAAGAUUUGAAUAAGGCUGUAAAUUUGUUGCAAGCCUUAUAUGAAUUGUGUGUUCGAAGAUUUCCAAAGGUGAAGAAGACCGCCACCCAGCUGGUUGAGGAAGGUCUGGCGCUAGAAGGUCCAACAACUGAUGGGGGACUGCUCUUUGAGACUGCUAUUGUUUUUCCUGAUGCCGGAGAUGAAGUCUUUACUAGGCAACUCAGAAGGUUGUAUACAAUUCUUACUUCAAGAGACUCUAUGCACGAUGUUCCUUUGAAUCUUGAGGCUCGACGACGGAUUGCUUUCUUUAGCAAUUCUUUGUUUAUGAACAUGCCUCAUGCUCCCUAUGUUGAAAAGAUGAUGGCUUUCAGUGUUUUGACCCCAUAUUAUGAUGAGGAAGUUUUAUAUAGCAAAGAGUCUCUUCGAAAGGAGAAUGAGGAUGGUAUUACUACUUUGUUUUAUUUGCAGAAGAUAUAUGAAGAUGAAUGGAAUAAUUUUAUGGAAAGGAUGCGUAGAGAGGGCUUGAAAGAUGAGGAUGAUAUUUGGACAACAAAAGCCUGGGACCUCCGCCUUUGGGUAUCUUAUAGAGGUCAAACAUUGUCUCGCACAGUCAGGGGGAUGAUGUAUUAUUAUAGCGCCCUUAAGAUGCUUGCUUUUCUUGAUUCAGCAUCUGAGAUGGAUGUAAGAGAGGGAUCUGAGCAUAUUAUUUCAUAUGGUUCAACAUAUGAAAACAGAAAUUUGAAUACUCUAUCCUCAGACAGGCAUCCAUCUCUACGGAAAUUGAGAAGGGCGGAUAGCAGCGUGUCGCUGUUAUUCAAGGGACAUGAAUAUGGGAGUGCGCUGAUGAAGUUCUCAUAUGUUGUGGCAUGCCAGAUGUAUGGACGCCAUAAGGCAGAGAGGAAUCCCCGAGCUGAUGAUAUACUGUAUUUGAUGAAAAAUAAUGAGGCCCUUCGAGUAGCAUAUGUUGAUGAGGUUUCUUUUGGGAGGGAAGAGACUGAAUAUUACUCUGUUCUUGUGAAGUUUGAUCAGCAAUUGCAGAGUGAGGUUGAGAUUUAUCGGGUCAGAUUGCCCGGUCCUUUAAAACUUGGAGAAGGGAAACCUGAGAAUCAGAAUCAUGCCAUGAUUUUUACGCGGGGGGAUGCUGUUCAGACAAUAGAUAUGAAUCAAGACCAUUAUUUUGAGGAGGCUCUCAAAAUGCGGAAUCUGCUGGAGGAGUUCAAUGCCUACCAUGGUAUCAAGAAGCCAACCAUUUUGGGGGUCCGAGAGAAUAUCUUCACAGGAUCUGUUUCGUCGCUUGCUUGGUUCAUGUCAGCCCAAGAGACAAGUUUUGUAACACUAGGCCAGCGAGUUUUGGCAAACCCUUUGAAAGUACGGAUGCACUAUGGUCAUCCGGAUGUGUUUGACAGGUUCUGGUUCUUGUGUCGUGGUGGAGUCAGCAAGGCCUCUAGAGUGAUCAAUAUCAGUGAAGAUAUUUUUGCUGGUUUCAAUUGUACAUUGCGAGGUGGCAAUGUGACACAUCAUGAAUACAUACAGGUAGGUAAAGGAAGAGAUGUUGGCUUGAAUCAGAUAUCCAUGUUUGAGGCAAAGGUCGCAAGUGGCAAUGGUGAACAGGUUUUGAGCAGAGAUGUUUACCGGCUAGGUCAUAGAUUAGACUUCUUUCGCAUGCUUUCAGUGUUCUACACAACUGUAGGGUUUUACUUUAACUCCAUGGUAGUUGUACUGACAGUCUAUGCCUUUCUUUGGGGCCGCCUUUAUAUGGCCCUCAGUGGCAUUGAAAGGGAAGCCCAGAAAAACGCUAGCAACAAUAAAGCCCUUGGUGCAAUCGUAAAUCAGCAGUUUAUAAUACAGCUUGGUAUUUUCACUGCACUCCCAAUGGUUGUUGAAAAUACUCUUGAGCAUGGUUUCCUUCCUGCAGUAUGGGACUUCUUGACAAUGCAGUUGCAGCUUGCAUCACUAUUCUACACAUUCUCUUUGGGAACUCGUACCCAUUUCUUUGGUCGGACUAUACUUCAUGGUGGUGCGAAGUACCGAGCCACUGGCCGCGGUUUUGUGGUGGAGCACAAGAGUUUUGCUGAAAACUAUCGACUAUAUGCUAGAAGCCAUUUUAUUAAGGCUAUUGAACUUGGAGUUAUUCUAAUUGUGUAUGCUUCUCAUAGUCCCUUGCCUAAGGGUACUUUUGUCUACAUAGCUAUGACAAUAUCAAGUUGGUUUCUUGUAGUUUCAUGGAUAAUGUCUCCUUUUGUCUUCAAUCCCUCUGGAUUUGAUUGGUUGAAGACUGUAUAUGACUUUGAAGACUUUGUGAAUUGGAUUUGGUAUCCGGGAGGGCCAUUCAGAAAGGCAGAAUUCAGCUGGGAAACAUGGUGGUAUGAGGAGCAAGAUCAUCUCAAAACAACCGGUAUAUGGGGAAAGCUGUUGGAAAUCAUUUUAGACCUUCGAUUUUUCUUCUUUCAGUAUGGCAUUGUUUAUCAGCUGGGUAUUGCCGAUAACAGUACUAGUAUAGCUGUGUACUUGCUGUCUUGGAUAUUCAUGGUUGCUGUUGUUGCGAUUUAUAUCAGUCUAGCAUAUGCACGGGAUAAAUAUGCUACAAAUGAGCACAUAUAUUAUAGACUAGUGCAGCUUCUUGUAACUAUAGUUACAGUUCUUGUAAUUGUCCUCUUACUGGAGUUCACUAGCUUCAGUUUUGUUGAUCUUCUAACAAGCUCAUUGGCAUUCAUUCCCACAGGUUGGGGAAUUAUUUUAAUAGCUCAGGUGCUUAGGCCUUUUCUACAGUCAACUUUAGUGUGGGAUACUGUGGUCUCCUUGGCACGACUAUACGAUUUAUUGUUUGGAAUUAUUGUUAUGGCCCCCAUGGCAGUUCUCUCAUGGUUACCUGGAUUUCAAUCAAUGCAAACUAGGAUUCUCUUUAAUGAAGCUUUCAGCAGGGGUCUCCAGAUAUCUCGAAUAGUUAGUGGCAAGAAAUCUGCUUAA